GGCCAGUUACAUUUAUUUCAUCAUUUCCCAAAAAAGCUUGAAAUUUCGUAUGCCAUCCAUAUACUAACAAACCACUAGGGUAGCAGCGUCUUGGAACGCACUCGAGCACUCCAUCCAGCCUAGCACCUUCCCACAAAGUCGGGGGUGACAAGCAACCCAAAAUCGACGCUUGCUGCUGAGAGUGGAGGACAAAAUCAAUCCCUGUCCCAACUCCAGAUUUUCCAUCCCAACAUAAUUCAUUUGAUGACCAACCCUGUCGUGGAACUUGGCCAUUGAGCAGGCAACCCACUACAAUCUAUACGACCCAGCCAUAAAUUAAUUCUUAACUUUAUCAGCGGUGGCCCUCCCCAGAACAACUGACAAUGGAGCCCUACCAAGAACCACCCACCCAAGAAGACACCCACGACGCCGCCGAGAUUAUGGCUCAGACCAUGGGCUUCUCCUCCUUCGGCGCAGCAGCCCGGCCGUCUAAGAGACGCCGAAUGGGUGACGCCAUCCAGGCGAGCUUGCGGCUUGGACCCCAAGCCUCUGGUGCCAACUCGACUUCCGUUGGUAUCCGUCCAGCCCAACGGGUAAUCCCCCGGCCCCACACGCCUGCUUAUGCUCAUGUCAAUCUCCAGGAGCAGGGAGGCGAUGCCGGUGGUGCCACCAGCGACGCUGCUCCGGUAGAAGGUGCCACUGCUGGUGCUGAGGUGGCGGGUCCCGCAUCUGAGAAUAUGCCGGCUGAUGGCCCACACGGCCCGCCCGGUCGCCCUUACGGUCAGCCGUGGUACGUCGACUACUACGACCGCAAGAGCAACCAGAAUCCUUGGAAGAAGCUGGAGGAGAAUCUCGGUCUGAAGCCGCGGGCCUCAUGGCCACCGCCCUAGAUUGUUUUACUGGGGUUAUGGUCAACCAACUGAGCGAGCAAGGGACCUAUCAUGAACAAGUUUGCCGAGGAGGAGGGUAAUAUCAGAGAAACAUUGAUAACCUUUCAGUUGAAAGCAAUUCUCACGCCAUCUUUGUCUUGGUUUCGGAGGACAAUUCGUCCUAGUGGGUUACAUGCUAAUGGCUGCAGGCUACCGAUAUCCAAGACCAGCGACUGGGGUGGCUCAAACAACAGACUUCAACUGUUUACACAUAUCUACGAAAGGGCUGGCCAAGGGGAGACGGAUAGGGGCCAACAUGGGUCUGUAUCAGUCACGUGAUUCGGGAACUUGACGUCUUUGAGUAGCCAGCAUCGUCCACAUUACGACGCCUAGAACAUCACAUGAGCAUGAUCAGGCACGCUGGUGGGGACCCCGCCUGGAGGUACAGGCGGUCACUGGCACGGGCUUCAAGUUGUACGAUUUACUGAGUUAAUAUCGGAAAAAAAGAGAGCUGCCGAACCCGAGCCGUUCCCAAAACGCCCAAUGAAAUCAUGACAAAGCCACUACGCUCGCCUAUAAUACUUUCACGUGGUCCCCCAGACGCUUCCAGCUCUGAUGGCCUCGUCGAUGCCCGCCUGGGGUUUCCUAAAGAAGCAAUAUACAUGUCCUCGAAGAGGACAAGCGCCAUCUGGCUCUCUUUCACACGCCCUCCCCCGUUCCCUUCCCCGAUCGAUCUUGCAGGACCGCUGCUCGCCAAACCUACUCGUCUUCAGCUCUCUGGGCCUACCGCCUACUGAGAUAUUCUCCCGGAAUACCACCCCACACACCCUGCAGGACUGACGCGUUGUUUACUCACACCCACCACCCCUGGGGUGUUUUCGCCCGCCCGUGCCUGCAGCAGCUUUGCUUUUUUGGCCCAUGUACCUGUACUUUCCUUCCCCUGUCCCCGAAAAAUCAGGGAAACCAUGUCUGGAAAACACUCUUUCGUCCAAUCAUAAAUCGUUCCUCAUGAGAGAGCGGCCGCCCGCUUCCGCCUUUGGGAAAAGAGAAAGACGCCGAGAAAAGCCAGAAAACCCGGGGGCUGCCGCACACCACUCAACUACCUUCCGACAAGGGGAAGACUGUGCAACUUACAGGAACGCGCGCUGCAUGUUUCUUCCCUUGCCGAACUGCAUCCCACAUCCCAAAGUCCACCCGCUGAUCCGCUACGGGUGGUUCCCCCUGCAUACCCGCGCCCGUGCCUAAGACAGGUAGGAUCGAGUUUGCGUGCUGGGCGUGUGGGUGUGUGUGUGUGUGUGUGUGUGUGGGGAGAGGGAAAAGUGAGGGGUGUGUGCGAUCUGGGCGCUCGUAACAGGUUUAAAAAUAUCAAAAUAGAGAUAGAUCAAUACAACGUCAACAAACAAAAAACUGGG
This is a messenger RNA of Pyricularia oryzae 70-15, 2260 nucleotides long. RefSeq lists its product as uncharacterized. The transcript has a single exon. Bases 363 to 869 code for a protein of 168 amino acids. NCBI's taxonomy places the organism in Eukaryota, Fungi, Ascomycota, Sordariomycetes, Magnaporthales, Pyriculariaceae. The record is from RefSeq and is a predicted model, not a curated record.